Messenger RNA from Scophthalmus maximus (turbot), 3341 nucleotides. It is a transcript of the gene hycc1, whose product is annotated as family with sequence similarity 126 member A. The coding region runs from base 201 to 1706 and encodes 501 amino acids. Gene Ontology annotation, biological process: phosphatidylinositol phosphate biosynthetic process; protein localization to plasma membrane. Gene Ontology annotation, cellular component: plasma membrane. The record is from RefSeq and is a predicted model, not a curated record. The transcript is spliced from 11 exons. Lineage: Eukaryota; Metazoa; Chordata; Actinopteri; Pleuronectiformes; Scophthalmidae.
CCCCCUCUCGUCUAAGGUAGUCUGAGUGGAGAAAGUAACGAAGAUGGAAGGAGCUGAUGUUGUUGAAUUAUUGAGGAGAUUUUACAGAGUGGCGAAGUGAUAGCCGUGUACUCGCCCGGUCGGAACCGUUGAGGACGGCGAUACCGGGAAAUUCACAGAUAGCAUGCCCGUAGAGGUGACUCCACUGCAGAUGAGGGAACAUGUUGGCUAUGGACCAAGGAGUGGUGGAGGAAUGGCUGUCAGAAUUUAAGACCCUUCCUGACAGUGCUGUGUCCACCUACGCUGCCGCACUAAAAGAGAAAGGUUCCCUGGUCCCUGCACUCUACAAGGUCAUCCGAGAGAACUACAGCGAUUUGUUGGAGCCAGUGUGUCACCAGUUGUUUGAGUUUUAUCGGAGUGGUGAGCCGCAGCUGCAGCGUUUCACGCUACAGUUCCUGCCUGAGCUCCUGUGGAGCCUCCUGUCAGUCAGCGCAGCCAGAGACCCCCACACCUCCGGCUGCAUCGAGGCCCUGCUGCUGGGCAUUUACAACCUGGAAAUAGUUGAUAAAGAUGGACAAAGCAAAGUGUUGUCUUUUACUGUCCCUUCCCUCUCCAAGCCCUCAGUGUAUCACGAGCCUUCAACCAUCGGCUCCAUGGCCCUUACAGAAGGGGCUUUAGCCAAUCACGGGCUGAGCAGAGUGGUGUACAGCGGGCCACACCUGCAGAGAGAGACCUUCACAGCACAGAACAGAUUUGAGGUGCUGACCUUCCUGCUGCUGUGCUACAACGCUGCUCUCAGCUACGUGACCUCCACCUCCCUCCAGUCCCUCUGUCAGCUCAGCUCCAGGGUGUGUAUAUGCGGUUAUCCUCGGCAACAGAUGCGGCGCUACAAAGGUAUUAGCACACGGCUGACAGUCACGUCGGAGUUCCUGGUUCAGCUCAUCACAGGCAUACAUUACGCCUUGUGUAAUGGGGAAGUUGAAGUGGGAUCCAAAGCGCUGGAUGACGUUCUGUAUCGAGCCCAGCUAGAGUUGUUCCCUGAGGCUCUACUGGUGGGUAAUGCCAUCAAGUCGUCACUGCACGGCGCAGCGCUGAAGAGCAACAACAAGGAGGGUGCACGAAGUAUCCAGGUGGAGAUCACACCCACGUCCUCCAGAAUCUCCCGAAAUGCUGUCACCUCUCUCUCCAUCAGGGGACACCGCUGGAAGAGACACGACGCAGUGGAUCUGGGUUCCCCGGAUGAGUUGAUGGACAUUUCAGAGGUCGAUGAAGGGGUGUGGCCAGGUAGGGUUGCGACUGAAAUGACCCCACCCACCAUCACCAUCAGCAACAGCAUCACCACGUUGAACCUGGGGGCCAAGGCCAUGAAGAAGUGUCGGCUCAGCGGGCGCAGCAGCAAGGAAAAGGAGUCCGGCCCUCUCACGACAGGCCGGGCUGCCAGUGAGAACACAGAGCUGUCUGUCAAGCGACUGACGCUCACUUCCAGCCAAUCAGUGCCCAAGGCAGGAGCUCUCACCAGCCUGACGCGCACUGCCAGUGCUGUCUUCUCCCGCUCCUUCGAGCAGGUGGCCAGCGGCAUCGCCCCCCCCUCCAGCAACCACAACGCCUCUGACGCUGGGCGCUACUCGUGCAGCCAGCAGGAGGAAGCACUGGGGUACUUGAGUGCCACGCCAAACCACACGCAGCGCUCUCCCAGCAUCAGCGUGCACCUUGGCUCUGACCUUUGAACCCUCACCCUGUGACCCUGUACCUGUGACCGGGAACUCCCAGCCAUGCCAACUGCAAAAGAACCACAAAGACAUGAACAAACACUCCGGCUGUUUCCUCUGUCACUCCCUGUUAACGUCGUUCAUUCUGUGUUGUGUGAACCAGCCAGCUGUCUCCUUCAGCAGAGCCCACUCCUCUGGGCCUAAUGGCGGCGGGAUGUCAGCGAUACCCCCCCCCCGUCGUGCACCAUUGCUGUGAAGUUGUGCCAGUACAGAACUGGGCUCCCUUGCAGAGCAGCCUGUCGUAAAAACAAAUGAGUGCACGUAAAGCUCAUUACUAAAAACUGUGUGGAAAAGUAUUUUUGAAAAAGUAUUUUAAUCGGCCUUUGUUGCCCUGCAUGGCUUUUCCAUACAAUCCAUCAUGACCCUACCUGCUUUUGUCAGAGGGCAGAUGUUGAGUAUGUGUGAGUAUGCUUGAGUAUGUGUGUACAGUAUGUGUGUAUGUAUAUAUGUUUUUAGAAUAAAGGCUGCUGAUUGAUACAAUGAACAAGGUAUGGUUCUCCUAUCUGGAAGUGUUUUCUUCUACUUAAAAAAACCCCAAAUCUCUUUCCAUAGCAAUACAAAUUUCUCCUGUUCAGUGUUUUCCAUUUUUGGGACGAGCACCCAAACUCUCUCCUUAAAAGAGAGUUCCCUUUCUUCCCUUUAAAACGUCAGGAGGAAACGACCACUAAAUAAAUGAACCUUUUGAGAUAAGAAUCUUUGUGUUUACAGUCGCACAGUAUUUUCAUCAUUAUGGAAAGAAGCAAUAUUUUGUGUCCUUCCCUCUCGCUCCUCUUAGCACCUUCCUGAAUUUGCUGUGCACUUGAUGGCAAAAAUAAAAAUCCAACUCCGGACGUUUUUUUGAGUGUGGCGGACGAUGGUUGUGUGUGACUGGUGAAGUAUUGAAUUCUGCACUUGAAAGUGUUUUCAACUGUGGUGAUUUCUUAUGAUGAAUGAGAGACGUUUGACUCUCACCUGUUGUGUUUUCUUGUCUGUGUGUGUGUGUGUGUGUGAGUGAGAGAGAGAGAGAGAUGCCUUGUCGCUCUGUUCUCAUUUUACGAUACAUUUUUUUUUAACUAAACAGACUUGAUCUAAUGUACAGAUUUACAAUUAUUCGAUACCUCUGAGUAAACUUACGCUGGCUCAAAUACAACAAAAUGAACCUAUUCCUGUGCUUUCUGCCGUGGGAAGAUUUUUUUCGGGGCAACAAGGCAUCUACCCUCACUCCAGAUCCAUCUGCCAUUCCAGAUGUUUAUAGUACUUUGGUGAUGUGUUUGACUGUUUCCCUCCUUGUUGUUCACCAUGUCACAAGACUUUGUGAGAUUGUCUUGUAUCAAAAAAUGAAUGACUCUCCACGUAUCUCCUUCAUUUGGUGUCCUAAAUCAAACAUCCAUGCUGCCCCACCCUCAAGCAAACGUGUGUCCUGUUGUCUGUGUACUAGAGCUGUCGAGUAUCCAUGGCUUGGUGGGACAAUAACAAUCAUCGUGUUUCUGUAUGUGGGUUUAUAGAAUGUGAAUGGGUAAGCUCUUGUACUAAAGUUUGUUUAUAUUGGCCUUUCAUUUGUCUGAUGAUAACUUACUGCUGCAACUUCUGGGAAUAAAGUGUUUCUAUAUUUCA